Molecule: messenger RNA, 3549 nt
Organism: Penicillium paradoxum
Lineage: Eukaryota; Fungi; Ascomycota; Eurotiomycetes; Eurotiales; Aspergillaceae
Product: putative serine/threonine protein kinase
Exons: 1
Coding region: 1-3549 (1182 amino acids)
Biological process (GO): intracellular signal transduction; protein phosphorylation
Cellular component (GO): cytoplasm
Molecular function (GO): ATP binding; protein serine/threonine kinase activity
Source: RefSeq, a predicted model, not a curated record
AUGACAGAAAUUCGAUCCUCGCAAGCUGGUCUGGAGGAUCCGGAUCAGCUGGCUCGGAAUGGUCAUGUCUCAAAAAAUUCCAAGCGGGAUUUGAGCGGGUCCGAGGAGUCAUCGCAACCUUCGUCCGCGUCAAACGACCGCUCCGAGUCACCACCCCACUCGAAAUCUCAUGCGGAAAUACCACCCAUCAUAACCGAUGUCUCAGAAGCAACGGCGACCUUCCGCCAGGCCUUCCCCGGCCUUUACGGUGCCCGGCCCCCCUCGAACCGAUCCUCAUCGAGCUCCCUCCAAGCCCUCAACGAAGAUAUCGUGGUCGAUGUCCGAUCGGAAAAUGGAAGCAUUGGAAGAAGUCCCCGACGAACAUCAAGACACUCGGACCAUCAAUUACCAGUCUACCCCGAUCAAUCCUAUGCCUCCCUCCAAUCCCAAGUGCAUCCCACCUGGCAAUCGCACCACGUCACACAACCCGAUCCUCUACCUCGAUACGCCUAUGCUCGUGGUGUUCGCACUGCGGGCAACACCCCGGUGUCGAGCCCAGGGCUAUUCUCCAUGAGACAUCCCCGCACAGGAACUCCAUCCGGGUCUGACGAUGACAUCUCGAUGCGAAGCUCCCUUCUCCAUCCUUCACACCUUCAACCACCGAAAGAAACCCACACCGCCGAAGUGGAUCGAGACAUGAUCACGGGCAACAAAACCAUCAAUCAAUACGAGAUUCUGGAAGAGCUUGGACGUGGUGAACAUGGCAAAGUGAAACUAGGCCAGCAUGUCGCGACUAGGCAGAGAGUCGCCAUCAAGAUUGUCCAGCGAUACUCCACCCGCCGCCGGUUAGGCAAGUUGGGCAAUCCGGAAGACAAAGUGAAAAAGGAGGUUGCUAUUCUGAAGAAAGCACGGCAUCCCAACGUUGUCAGUUUGCUUGAAGUCAUCGACGACCCGAAUCGGCAAAAGGUGUACAUUGUGCUGGAGUAUGUUGAAAAUGGCGAGAUCGUCUGGCGUAAGAAGGGUUUACGAGAAAUUGUCCACGUUGACAAAUUACGUCUUGAGCGGGAGAAGAGUGGAAUCCCAGACACUCCCGCGUUCUUAGAAGAAAGCCAUCAGUUCAUUCGAACUGCUCAGCAUCUACGGCGACAAAGAGAAAAGGCUCGUGAGCGGAUUGAAGCACAGGCAGCCGAUGCCCAACAAGGGCCAAUCCCCGCUUGGAGUUUGGAGCACGGCGCGGAGUCUUCAGAUGAGGAGGAUGAGGAGACUGGUCUUCCCAUGAGGAGAUCAUCUAGCCGGUCUGUUGCGGUAACGGACGAGUCAAGCCCAUCUUCCAUCCAGGAUACAUCCCUCAGUGCUGUCGAAGGCACCAUGUAUGGCGCUUAUGCAGAUUACCCUUUCGAACGACGGUUCAGCACAGCGUCUAGCAGUUUUGGCUAUGCCCCCUCUGAGCCCGAGUGGUCUGCAGAAGGUGAUGACAUGGCAUACGUUCCUUGUCUAACCAUCACUGAAGCUCGCAGCGCUUUCCGGGACUCGGUACUUGGGUUGGAAUACCUUCAUUACCAGGGGAUUAUUCACCGUGAUAUCAAGCCUGCCAACCUCCUUGUCACUAGCAACCAUCGGGUAAAGAUUUCCGAUUUCGGCGUUUCCUACCUGGGGAGACCGAUGCGCGACGAGGAAGAGGAGAAUGUCGGCGAGACUGACGCAACAGAGCUGGACGACGCCCGUGAAUUGUCAAAGACUGUGGGUACUCCGGCUUUCUACGCUCCUGAAUUAUGCUACACGGGCGAUGACUUCGUGGAGACCAUUGGGUCGAUCCCCAAAAUCACUGGUGCGAUCGAUGUUUGGUCACUCGGCGUCACAUUGUACGGCAUGAUCUUCGGUCGCCUGCCAUUCGUUUCAGAUGAUGAGUACAGCAUGUUCCAGACCAUUGUGAAGAAGGAAGUCUUCAUUCCACGGAAGCGUCUAGUGCCCGUGAUGGAUGAUGCAUCCGACGCCAACCAGCAUAACCUGAGGCAUGAUGAUGAGCUUGUCUAUGAGAAAAUUGACGACGAGCUAUACGAUUUGCUCAGGCGUUUGUUGACCAAGGACCCGGUCAAGAGAAUUACCCUGAAGGAGAUUAAGCACCACCCUUGGACCCUCUUUGGUCUCCCCAAUCCUCGAAUCUGGAUCGAAGAGAGUGAUCCUGGCUUCCAAAGCAAGGGCAAGCGAAUCGAGGUCUCGAAUGAAGAAGUCACAAGUGCUGUCAGCAAGGUCCCCUUCAUUCAACGUGUUCGAUCAAAUGUUGCCAAGUGGUUCGGUGGUCGAUCAAAGGAUAAGGAAUCGCGCAAGCGUACAUCGAGUACAACACCGUCCACGGACACUUUUUCAUCUGCCUCAAGCAAUAGCACAUUCGGCAAAACCUCUCGCGACAGUCGUCCGUCCAGCCUGCGAGGUGAUGAUGAUCUCUUUCGGCCGUUCAGAUUUCCUGCUCACGGACAUCCGCUCGCCCAAAGCGUUACUGCAAGCCCAGUAGACGAAGGCGAUUGGCAAUCUUACUUUGAUGCCUCGCCAGCUGCAGCUAAACUUGCUGCGGCGACAAAGCCUGUUGCUCCACCUCCGGCCGUCACACCGCGACCUGGUCCUCCUCGCCGCGCAAAGUCCUCCAUCUCUACAGCAGACUCUACAAAGACGAUCAAGUCAUCUCAUUUUGAUACCCCGUUGACUCUACGGCCACGGUCGGGAGUGCAUUCUUCCAUUAUCGAAGCUUUGGGGCAGACCAACUUCGGGAGUCUGUUCAGCGGAGCUACCCGCCGGGCAUCGCGUGGUAGUCACAGCCGACGCACGUCUCUGUCUGGCGAGGCGGGAUCUACGCAUGUAGAUGGAGAACGAUGCGCUGCUGAACCCAGCCUCGCUGUCAGCAAUGCAUCUGCUCAGGGCCAAGUGGGCACUCCUGGCCUAUGGCAUGAUGAUGAUAACUCUACACCGGAGACACUGGGUGUCAGUCACGCACACCGUCGCAAUCGAUCAUCGCAACUCGAGGGUACUUCACCUGCAGAAUCAUUCAAUCUGACCAGAGAUGCACUUCUGCGCCGCAGACAGAGUGAUAUGGAUGCGAAUGAAGGAGGUACCCUCAGAGUCGACUACGCGAUGUAUUCUACCGAAUCGCUCCUCCUGCCACCCAUCACUCCAGCUACUAAUCAAGGGUCUUCUGCCGACAAUUCCAACAAUGGGCUGGCUACCUCCACCCCGGCCACUAUCUCUUCCUCCUCUGCCGACGACUUCACUAGCGGGAUGUCCCAAAGUGCCUCGCACCCAAGCAUCCCGUCGGUCGUUUCAAACGCCUCCUCUCUUUCCGGCGAUGGUUAUUCGAUCAAGGAAAAUACUCUAGAUGAAGUACCAUCUAUGCUCCGCACCGGUGAAACAGUUAAACCUCCUCGCCCGAGCUCCCCCCGAUCCUCCGAAAUGGACGAGUCGAGAUAUUACUGUGAUGACGAGGAUGAAGAUGAGUCGGAAGACGAAGGCCUUGUCAUCGGAAAGCGCAAGCCGCCUCCCAAAGCAGCCGUGGAUUCCCCAUCGCAAUCGUCGAACUGA